Messenger RNA from Eurytemora carolleeae, 688 nucleotides. RefSeq names its product zwei Ig domain protein zig-8. Gene Ontology annotation, biological process: synapse organization. Lineage: Eukaryota; Metazoa; Arthropoda; Copepoda; Calanoida; Temoridae. Gene Ontology annotation, cellular component: neuron projection membrane. The record is from RefSeq and is a predicted model, not a curated record.
AUUGGAAGAGAUGGAAUUGUUCCUUGCACUGUUAGACAAGUUGGUUCCAAACAGGUUUCUUGGAUCCGUAAGCGGGAUGCCGCAAUUCUCUCAGUCGGAAAGUUCGUCUUCUCUUCUGAAAGUCGGAUAACUGUAGAUGUACACUCAACCAUGGACACGUGGAAUCUUAUUAUUAGACAAGCUGAGCUACAGGACUCUGGAGUGUAUGAAUGCCAGAUCAGUGACAGCCCUAAACUGAGCAAGUUGGUUUACCUACAUGUUAAAGUACCUGAACUGCGUAUAGCAGGAGAGAAAGAGGUGUAUGCUAAAGCCGGCAGUACAGUACAGUUGAAAUGUUAUGUACAGAGUACAGCAACAUCACACUGGACUAUUCAAUGGUUUUACAGAGGCAAAGGAGAGGAGAAUUUCUCAGCUAAUUCCAACAUGGGUUCAAACAAAGGAACCUGGACAUUGAACUCCGUAAGUGAAUCUGAUGCAGGAGAUUAUAUGUGUACUGCUACCAGACUAAAACCGGUUUAUAUCCAGCUCGUCAUAUUGCCAGGAGAAAGGUUUGCUGAAGCAAUGGUUCGUGAAGGAAAUACAAACUCUGGAGUUUCAAGUUUAGAUAAUAUAUCCAUCUUUUUUCCUUCACAUAUUAUAAUUGUAAUUUUAACAUGCAUGAACAUGAUUUAAAAACUAGAAUUUUAAC